Molecule: messenger RNA, 495 nt
Organism: Haemonchus placei
Lineage: Eukaryota; Metazoa; Nematoda; Chromadorea; Rhabditida; Trichostrongylidae
Source: the annotation of a GenBank genome assembly
UUUAUGGCAGCUAUCGAGGUGAUCACAUCACAAGAGAGGGAGGUAAAAAUGAAGAAAAUCACCGGCGAGCCGUACACCAUACUUAUUCGAGUUUGGAACGAAACCGUCAGUAAUUUGACCCUCAUGGCGCUCGGUUCAUCAGCACCAGAAAUUCUUCUCUCAGUCAUUGAAAUUUUUGGAAACAAUUUUGAAGCAGGAGAACUGGGUCCUAGCACGAUUGUUGGUUCGGCUGCAUUCAAUCUCUUCAUUAUCAUCGCUGUUUGUAUUUACGUGAUACCUGCCGGUGAAGUUCGACGGGUCCAGCACGGUCACGUUUUUUGGGUUACUGUGGUCUGGUCUACGUUUGCUUACAUUUGGCUGUAUCUCAUUCUGUGCGUAUUCAGUCCGAAUGAAGUCGAGGUCUGGGAAGGUGUGCUUACGUUCGUUUUCUUCCCUCUCACCGUCCUUUCGGCAUAUAUCGCCGACACUUACACUGGAAUAUUCGGACAACGGUAA